Penicillium argentinense is the source of this 1278-nucleotide messenger RNA. Its product is annotated as L-rhamnonate dehydratase. Gene Ontology annotation, biological process: carbohydrate catabolic process. Lineage: Eukaryota; Fungi; Ascomycota; Eurotiomycetes; Eurotiales; Aspergillaceae. The transcript has 3 exons. The record is from RefSeq and is a predicted model, not a curated record. Gene Ontology annotation, molecular function: L-rhamnonate dehydratase activity; magnesium ion binding. The coding region runs from base 1 to 1278 and encodes 425 amino acids.
AUGGGUUCCGUCAAAGAGUUUCCCCGCAUCAAGGAGAUCCGCACCUUCAUCAUUGAUGGUGUCGGUUCCGGCGGCGAUUACCACAAUGUCAAGGGUGGCCACUGGCUCAUCGACAGCAACAUCUCCACUCCCAUGACCAAGUGGGCACAGUACCGCGGCUCGCGCACUUCCUGGGGUAUCAACGUGCUUGGCUCGUUCUGUGUUGAGGUUGAGUCCACCGAUGGCACCAAGGGUUUCGCGACUGGCUUUGGUGGCCCGCCUGCUUGCUGGCUGGUUCAUCAGCACUUUGAGCGCUUCCUGAUCGGCGCAGACCCCCGUGACACCAACAACCUGUUCGAGAAGAUGUACCGCGCUUCUAUGUUCUAUGGCCGCAAGGGUCUGCCAGUGGCCGUGAUCUCGGUCAUUGACCUGGCGCUGUGGGAUCUGCUGGGCAAGAUCCGUAACGAGCCCGUAUACAAGCUCAUUGGUGGAGCGACACGCGAGCGCCUGAACUUCUACUGCACCGGACCCCAGCCUGCCUCUGCUAAGGCCGCUGGCUUCAUUGGCGCCAAGGUCGCUCUGCCGCACGGUCCUGACGAGGGCACCGAGGGUCUGCUGAAGAACGUUGAGUACCUGCGCCUGCAGCGUGCCAGUGUCGGCCCCGACUUCCCUCUCCGUGUGGACUGCUACAUGUCCCUUACUGUCCCCUACACCAUCGAGUUAGUUAAGCGCUGCGAGCAACUGGGUCUGAACAUCGACUGGUGGGAGGAGUGCCUGUCCCCCGAUGACUUCGACGGCCACGAGCUGCUGAAGCGCGCCCACCCUACUGUCAAGUUCACCACUGGUGAACACGAAUUCUCUCGCUAUGGCUUCCGCAAGCUUGUUGAGGGCCGCAACCUUGACAUUAUUCAGCCCGAUGUUAUGUGGCUGGGUGGUAUGACUGAACUUCUCAAGGUCUCUGCCCUCGCCGCUGCUUACGAUAUCCCCGUCGUCCCCCACGCCUCCGGACCCUACUCGUACCACUUCGUCGUCUCGCAGUCCAACAGCCCCUUCCAAGAAUACCUGGCCAACUCGCCCGACGGUAAGUCCGUCCUGCCCGUCUUCGGUAACCUCUUCACCAACGAGCCCAUUCCCACCAACGGAUACCUCGACGUCUCAAUUUUGGACAAGCCUGGAUUCGGUCUCGAGCUCAACCCAGCCGCUCCCCUCACCCCUGGCUCUGCCCUUCUGAACCCGGCACCCCAGAAGGCGCUGCGGGCCCCGGAUAACGAGCAGACCCCCAACGGCUCUUCUGCUUAA